AAAUAGUUAUCUAUUAUAUGAAGAUUGGUGGUUGAAGAUGGCGGUUGAAGGUUGAAGUUUUUAGAUUUUGGUUUUGUUUUCAUUGAAUAAUGUUUUUCAUUUCAUGAGAACUUGGUUUUCGUUUUAUGCUUUCAUUUAUUUGAUUUUCUUUUGAUCAAUAACUAUGUUUACCUUUCACUUGAUUUUGAAUGAUCACAUUUGAUGUUCCUUUUUUUUGAACCGAUUUUAUUUAUAUUUUGAUUACAAAAUAGGUACAAAUCAAGUAUUUUAAAACCGAAGAACUGAUUAUACUUACUUUUUGAUUACAAAGUAGAUAUAAAUCAGGUAAAUUUAAACCGAAGAACCGAUUGAGACCCGAACCCGAAAGUACAUCGAGUUGUACCGGUUCUUUGAAGAUUUACUAACCCCAACCCGAACUCGAUAGAACCCGAACCGGUCUUGAACCGAAUUUUCAUGUAACCCGAAUGGGGCUGAUUUUGAUAAACCCGAUUGGACUAAACCGAAACCCGAUUGGGAUCCCGAAUACCCAUGCCUAAUCCAUCUAUUUAAGCAGUCUCUACGUGAAAUGAAUGUUAUAGUUGCAACGGUCAUUGACUCAUUGCUAUUAUGCAAGGCCCGAGUCUAUGGAUCUGGGUCCUAGAACUAGAAGAUCUGCUUUCUACUUUUUGGUUCUGUUCUUCCUUGAAACGUUCAACGGUCAAAUUUUUCCACUUGCUAAGAGCCUAAGACCAAAACAGCUUGCAAAUUAAGACCUAAUAAACUUCUGCUCAUUCUAUUCACUCGUAAAACUUUGACCCACCACUUGCAAAAAAAUAGUAUAAAUAUGAUUUUCAUUAUUUUAUAAAACCCUCAGAAAACUAUAAUCUCCCAAAUCAAUCUUGGUUUUGUUGAGAUUGCUUCACAUAAGAUGGGUUUUACAUGGGGAAUGAGACUACGUGGAGCUAGCAAGAAGAAGAUAGCUCCGGUAAUGAGUUGGUCGGAAUCGACAUCGGAGCCGGAUAUAACGAUUCCGCCGGAGUUUCAAUGCCCGAUCUCAAUCGAUCUCAUGAAAGAUCCGGUGAUAAUCUCCACAGGCAUUACCUACGACCGCACAAGCAUCGAAAAAUGGAUCGAUUCAGGGAACAACACGUGUCCUGUCACGAACACAGUCUUGACCACUUUCGAUCAGAUCCCGAACCACACGAUUCGCAAGAUGAUCCAAGGAUGGUGCGUGGAGAUAGGAUCGUCGUUGAUUGAGCGGAUCCCAACGCCACGUGUCCCUUUGAUGCCGUGUGAGGUCUACGAGAUCUGUAGAAAGUUAUCCUCUGCUACGCGGCGUGGGGAUUACGAGAAAUGCGAGGAGAUUAUUUGGAGGAUUAAGAAGUUGGAAAAAGAAAGCGAGAAAAAUAGAAAUUGUAUUAUUGAAAACGGCGUCGCAUUGGUUUUGUGUGAUUGUUUCGAGAAGUUCUCGGCAGACGAGAAAUCAACGUCCAUCUUGGGAAAGAUUUUAUCUCUGCUGACGUGGAUGGUUCCUAUUGGGUGGGAGGGUUUAACGACACUGGCGUCUGCGUCGUCGUUUCGUUGCAUCGCGGGUUUCUUGAGGAGCAAGGACGAUACCGUUCGUGAAAACGCUGCGUUUUUGUUGAAGGAGAUCCUAUCGUUGGAAGAAACGCAAGUUCACGCGUUUGCGGAGGAGAACGGAGUCGCGGCAGCGUUUCUUAAACUUAUUCGCGAUUCCGUUUCGUCUAGCUCAACGAGAUCUUCCUUGACAGCGGUUUCUCAAAUGGUCUUGGCAAAGCCCGAGAUCGCGUCUGAGUUUCUCGAAAUCGGUCUUGUGAAUCAAACGGUGGAGAUGAUCAUUGAUGGUGAGAAUAGCGUUUGCGAGAAAGCGUUGGCGGUUCUAGACGCGGUUUGCGAAACCAGCGAAGGGAUAGAGGAAGUGAGGAAAAACGCGUUGGUGAUGCCGCUUUUGGUGAAGAAGAUUCUUAAGGUCUCUGAACAAGGGACGUGGAGCUCAGUGUCUGCGAUUUUGAAGCUGUGUAAAGCAGGGAACGCGUCCACGGUUGAAGAAGCGGUGCGUUUGGGAGCGUUUCAGAAGAUGUUUUUGGUGUUACAGGUUCGGUAUGGAGAAGAGACCAAGGAGAAAGCGACGGAGUUGUUGAAGAUGAUGAACACACAGAUGAAACUGAUGAGCGAUGAUGUUGAUUCUUCAAUGGAGUUUAAGUAUCUCAAGAAGCCAUUUUGAAGUAGAUAAAUUGUAUAAAGACAACCACAUUCUUUGCAAAUCACAGAUAUGAUCAUUAUGAAAAUGAA
This is a messenger RNA of Brassica napus (rape), 2292 nucleotides long. RefSeq names its product U-box domain-containing protein 21-like. Gene Ontology annotation, molecular function: ubiquitin protein ligase activity. Gene Ontology annotation, biological process: protein ubiquitination. The transcript has a single exon. NCBI's taxonomy places the organism in Eukaryota, Viridiplantae, Streptophyta, Magnoliopsida, Brassicales, Brassicaceae. The coding region runs from base 908 to 2224 and encodes 438 amino acids. The record is from RefSeq and is a predicted model, not a curated record.